Messenger RNA from Aspergillus costaricaensis CBS 115574, 453 nucleotides. RefSeq lists its product as uncharacterized. NCBI's taxonomy places the organism in Eukaryota, Fungi, Ascomycota, Eurotiomycetes, Eurotiales, Aspergillaceae. The record is from RefSeq and is a predicted model, not a curated record. The coding region runs from base 1 to 453 and encodes 150 amino acids. The transcript has 5 exons.
AUGAGGGGUCAGGCGUGGCCAAAAGGCAACGGGCCGGAGUCCGUCGGGAUAUCCACUUCAUCCCCGGCGCCAACUACUUCAGCCCCGCUUUGUAGGAUGCAUAAACCAUAUGGUUCCAGGACCGGAGAGUUCGGGGAUCAAUCACAACGGCGAAGCGGAUAUCUGUCCAAAUGGGGAACAGAUGAAUCAGAUGAAUAUGUUGUGACUAGACCAUAUCAGCUCAUCCUUGCGGUGGGAUGGAUGGCCAAGAGGAUAUACCAGUUCGAACUGCCCAGAGCACGCGGGAAGAUCGCCGAGUUAUGUGGAGUUGCCGCAGAUCAGUCACCGGUUCCGAAGAUCAACCCGAUGUCGAUCGUUGCUAGAAGAGGCUGGCAGCUCGCCAAUCUGGCGAUCACCGCUCAUAGCCAGGUACAACUAAAUCAUGACAGCGGGACGCGAAGUUCUGUUUCUUGA